CAAAAGUAGCCUGGGAUUUCCAACAUCUAAAAGCGCCCGUGUGUAGGCUAUAAUAACAUCAUGCUCAAUCACUGCCCAAGCUUACAAGCGUCUAUUCAGAGGACUAUGAAGUUGCUGAGCAAGGAGGAGCUGAAGAAAGCUGAGGAAGCACUCAGACAUUACUUUCCCCAGUCAAAACAGGUAUACGGAUAUUUGUUUAUGAUUAAUCGAGUAGAAGCUGACCCCUUAGAUGUGCUGGUGGACCAGUGGCCAGAUUUUAAUAUUCUACUCAUCAGACCACAACGGCAGGAGAAAGCUGACUUUUUCAAAGACAUGUGCAUUUUUACCAAGGACGAAACAUCUCUCAGGAGAAUACUGAUCAGGACGGACAUUUUUGACUGGAACCAGUACCUCUGUCUAAGUGUUGACCUGUGCCAUAAGGAGAUGAUAAAAAGUGUAGCUGUGAACAGAGGGGUGCCAGAUAUAAAAAACUAUGUGUGCCAACUUAUGACACUCCAAGACCCGUCUAACCUUACAACUGACAGGUUACCCUUACAAGUGUCCUCACUCAAUGAGUCUCAUAUUGCUCUGGUCAAUAGCACGUGGAAGUUUGGCAUGGGUGAAUUUAGCGAACGGUUCAUCAGGGUCAUGAUCAUGAAUUUCCCUUCGUGUUGUGUGCUGGACUCAGAGGGUCGGCCGGUGUCAUGGAUUUUGACCUAUGCUUCCUGCGCGAUGGGAAUGCUGUACACAAUGCCAGAGCACAGACAGAAAGGCUACGCCAAAGCUCUGGUCACCAUAUUGGCAAAGAAACUGCAUUCAGAGGGCUUCCCAGUCUACUGCUUCAUUGAGGAGGAGAACCAACCAUCCUACAGGCUCUUUACCAGUUUAGGUUUCACUGCAGAUCCGUCUUACAGAGUUACUUGGCUUGAAUGUGAUCAGGCUUGUAACACUCCAUGAUGAUUUUAGGAUAUGGGCCAUUCUUGUCAUUAUUGCAAAAAUGUAAGUAAUUAGUGAAAUACCUGUCAAACUUGCUGCAAUUUGUUUUAUAAUAUGAAAUGGCAUGAAUAGCACAAAAAAAACCACACACAUUGGGCCUAAUUUUUCAAGAUGGAUACAAAUGUAUGAGCAUUUACACAAGAAAUUUGGUAUUCAUGAAAAUCCCAUAAAUGUGGAAAAUUUAUCCUGUA
This is a messenger RNA of Pangasianodon hypophthalmus (striped catfish), 1166 nucleotides long. RefSeq names its product glycine N-acyltransferase. The transcript is spliced from 6 exons. Lineage: Eukaryota; Metazoa; Chordata; Actinopteri; Siluriformes; Pangasiidae. Bases 61 to 936 code for a protein of 291 amino acids. Gene Ontology annotation, cellular component: mitochondrion. The record is from RefSeq and is a predicted model, not a curated record. Gene Ontology annotation, molecular function: glycine N-acyltransferase activity.